AGUGUUUUGGGAUAUUUUUGUGAAAAAAAAUUUGAGGUUAUAUUAAAUAAUGUUAAUCAUAUUAAAAAAUUAUAUUUCCGCACUUCCUGCAAUUGGAAAGUGUGCAGGAAGCCUCCUGGAUGUCACUGUAUGUGCUCCCAGGACAUGUCAUUGUGGAAUUGCGAGGAAUUACUCAUUUGAUCCCGUCAACAUUUUUGACCGGAAAGCCAAAAGGAUUCAACGGGAACGAGCAGCCUUGCGGGAGGAUGUGGAGGUUUAUGAUUACAUAAAGGACGAAGUGGGCUACAGGCUAGCUGAUAGGGUUUUUGAUGUGAAGAAACAGUUCAAAGUAGCCGUGGAUUUGGGUACAAAUCGUGGUUUUGUAUCACGUCACAUCCUUGCGGAUACAGUGGAGCACCUGAUGAUGUGCGAAAUGAGCCCCACUAUGUUGGGGCAGGCACAGUCAACGCCUGGUGUGAAGGUGACCAAGAUUGAGGUGGACGAGGAGACUUUUAGUGAGGACAUUGCAGACGAAUCUGUGGAUUUGGUCAUCUCCAAUUUGAGCCUACACUGGAUAAAUGAUCUUCCGGGGUGCUUUGUGAGGAUUAUGAAGUGCCUCCGACCAGAUGGGGUCUUUAUGGCGAGUUUAUUUGGUGGGGAGACCCUCUAUGAGCUCCGAUCUGCCCUGCAAUUGGCUGAAAUGGAGCGUCGGGGUGGAAUAGCGCCCCACAUUUCACCUUUUGCACAUAUUCGUGAUAUUGGAGGUCUCCUGAAUCGUGCUGGCUUCACAAUGCUAACUAUUGAUACAGAUGAGAUUGUCGUGGGAUACCCAACGAUGUUUGAACUGAUGUGGGACCUCAAAGGCAUGGCUGAGAAUAAUGCUGCCUUCAAUCGUCCUCUUCAUCUCCAUCGGGACACCCUCCUGGCUGCUUCGGCCAUCUACAGCCAAAUGUACAAAAAGCCAGAUGGCGGGAUUCCCGCUACCUUCCAGGUCAUCUACCUCGUAGCAUGGAAACCCUCACCAAAUCAACCAAAAGCCCUCGCACGAGGUUCCGGCCAAGUCUCACUCAAAGACCUCGAUAAAGUCGUUGAAGGGAAGAUUAAAUAAAAUCCUCCCUUGUGUAGGAAAAGUAAUAAAAAGAAUUUUCUUUUGCAUUAUAAA
Molecule: messenger RNA, 1141 nt
Organism: Lutzomyia longipalpis
Lineage: Eukaryota; Metazoa; Arthropoda; Insecta; Diptera; Psychodidae
Product: arginine-hydroxylase NDUFAF5, mitochondrial
Exons: 2
Coding region: 50-1087 (345 amino acids)
Biological process (GO): mitochondrial respiratory chain complex I assembly
Cellular component (GO): mitochondrion
Molecular function (GO): S-adenosylmethionine-dependent methyltransferase activity
Source: RefSeq, a predicted model, not a curated record